AUGGAUCCUUUAACCUGUGCUUUUUGCAAUCACUUAUUUGUGGAUCCACUCAAAUUAGACUGUCUGCACACUUUCUGCAAAAAGUGUAUCGAGCAUGGAAUGGCACACACGGAAAGAGAAACUGUGAAAUGUUCUUUAUGUUCAGGUGAUACAUUAACUAGCGACAUUCAGGAAAACAGACUGGUGACCCUCGCCAUACAGGCGAAAAAACGAGGUCCAAGCACGGUGAACAGGGACGAAAACACUAUAAAUGGGGUAGAAACGCUGGCCAACGAUUUAAAGGCAGAUCUUUUAGCCACCCCAGACCCAGAGACUGAUGUAUGUCGGAGGAAAUUAGAACUCAAGGACACCAUCACCAAGUUUUAUUCAACCUUAAUUUCAGAUGUGACUAUUUACCUCAAGGAGCAGAGUACUGACAUCCUGGGCGAGUUGGACAAGGUAUUUGAGAAAUAUGAAUUAGAAAGCUGUGUAAAAAAUGAAAGGAAGAAGAGACUUGUGCAGGAAAUUGAGUCGAUGUCGAAGUUAUUCAACAGUGUUUACACCGAGAGAACAGAGCACGUAAUGAGUGAUAUUUUACGAGAGAUUAUGACGUACUUUAGAAGAUGUCGAGACAUACUGGAUAAGAUCGGGAUUAUACAAUGUGACGUCAGCUUCCUGUCAGGCAAUGAACAGAAAGAUCUUGUCUUAUCAACUAAUUUUGGGGCUUUAGUUGACCAAACCACUAAUGAGCAAAGAAAUUUGACCGAAGAGAGUAAUUCGACAAAUCAACUUACAGAGAAUGAAACGGAGGGAGAUUUAUCUUUUGGUAGGCAAUCUGAUGAUGUUAUAAAUGGCGCGACAUUGACGCCACAGCUAGCAUUGCCACGAAAUUCAAAUGAAGAAUUGACAGACCAAAGUCUACCAAUUGUAGAGAGGGUGGGAUAUUCUGACCGUGCCCAUAUUUCAACGAAUUCUGACAAUCAUAGGUCAACACCGGAAGCAGGACAAUCUGUAUUGAAUGAUAUGAAUACGAUGACCAUUUCCCCUGGGUACAACCAGCUUGCCAAUUCAACACCACGUGAUAUGGACGAAGAAGAACCACCACCGCCAUACUGGAUGGCUGUUGGUGAGAACGAGGCUCUUGGACUGUUGUCUCCUCUCUCUCGAGAUCAAGAAAAUAGGGAAGUGAAUUCGAGAAGAUCACCUCGAUUAUCAGGGUCAUUUUCUUCCAGUAGAUCCUCAACAGGUCCGGAAAGUCGUGCUCGAUUGAGAAGUUUUAAUUUGCAUAACCAAGACACCGUCCAUGCAUCUAAUCCUCUGCAGUAUGCCACCCAUGCGUUAUCGAUUCGAACGCAUCUUCCAGAUGAUGUCAAAACUGGACCAAUCGUUGGUAUAGCAUGGCUUAGAGACAAAUUGGUGUUAGUUGAUCGUUUCAAUAGUAAGAUCAAGCUGUUUUUGGAAACUGGUAAAUUUCUACAUAGUUUAAAGUUUGCGGAUGCGGAACCAUGGGACGUUUGUUCCAUGAACACGAUAGAAGUAAUGAACAAUCCCCUGACAUGCGCAGUUCCUAUUCCAAGACAAAAACUUGUGAUGCUGAUUCAGGUAGUAGGAGGGAGAACGAUGUUGAUUGGUCAUCGAAUUGCCACCAGGAAAGGCUAUGUAUGCAUCGCUUACGAUCAAAAGAACGCUGCUUUAUUAUGUGGAGUUUCGUCUCCAUUUGGGACUUCCGGUAUUGACAUCAUUAACACCGCGGGUGUGCUACUCAGACAAUUCGCGUUACCACCACAAGUUUUGGUCAGAUCGAUUGAUGUGUCAAUCAAGGACGCCAUUAUAAUUUGCGAUUGGAGAAAAAACAAUGUAGUUUUUCUAAGUACAAACGGAACUCUCAUCGGACAAUAUGGCGGAUCAGAUCAAUGCCCGUUGUUGGAACCUGUCGGAACAUGCACGGACGGUCGGGGAUUCCUGUUAGUCGCCGACUCCAAAUCAAACAGCAUCCAUAUCCUGAACACGAAGGGAAUGUUAUACGGCACAAUGAAAUCCAGCUGCCCGAUUAUUCGACCGAAAGAAAUUAACGUUCGUCCGGAUGGGCCGCCUAAGUUGGCCCUCUCCCAUGGAUCCAUGUUUGUGGAAGUGUUUAAUUUGUUUGAAAGCGAUGAAACCUCUCCUUCCGUCAUUCCAUCUGCACCGGCACCACCUCCACCAACUUCCUGA
Molecule: messenger RNA, 2190 nt
Organism: Ostrea edulis (European flat oyster)
Lineage: Eukaryota; Metazoa; Mollusca; Bivalvia; Ostreida; Ostreidae
Exons: 1
Coding region: 1-2190 (729 amino acids)
Biological process (GO): proteasome-mediated ubiquitin-dependent protein catabolic process; negative regulation of translation; protein polyubiquitination
Molecular function (GO): translation repressor activity; ubiquitin protein ligase activity
Source: RefSeq, a predicted model, not a curated record